CUCCCCACAAUCCGGAGCUUUGCAUUGAAGGGCGGAGGGGGUGCUUCUGUGGAUGGAUUAUAAAUCCAGUCUGGAGUAGAGUCCAGAGUAAACCCUCUCUCUUUCUCUCUCCCGACUCAUAUUUGAUUUCAUCUUCUUCUACAUUUUCGUCUUCAUUUUCGUCUUCAUUUUCGUCUUCAUUUUCGUCUUCAUUUUUAUCUUACACCGCGCUGCCGUCUAUCGCUGCCGUAUAUCCAUAAUGCCCAACACCAAGAUCGUCCACGUCCCCCACAUAGGUGGAAUUGAUGCAGCAUACCAGAUGCGUCACCCAUAUGAUGCUGCAAAGCCUACUCUUGCCUUAAUCAAUUCAUUCACUACCUCUUCUGAUCUGUACAGCCUGCAAUACGAAGAUAAAACCCUUACAGACAAGAUGAACCUGCUUGCCAUUGAGCUAUUGGGCCAUGGUCAGACCCGCACCAAGCGGGAGAAUUGGACAUACUGGGACACAGCUGAGAUGAGUCUCCAGGUGCUGGAUGCAUUGGGCAUUGACAAGGCUUUUGUGCUGGGUACAAGUCAGGGUGGUUGGAUUACGGUUCGGAUGGCAUUGAUGCGUCCGGAGAAGAUUGCUGGAAUUAUCCCCCUGGGCACUUCUCUUGAUUUUGAAUCUGAACACACUCGACAGCUUAACUGCUGGGAUGCUCCUCACCUCCUCACCUCCCACAUCAAUGAGUGGACAACCACUGAGCCCACCCCAGACUUCCAGCCAGACCUUGCCUACUGUGACUUCCUCAUUGAAAUUGGGUUUGGAAAGGAUGAAUGCCCUGCUGAAACCCGUGACUUCUGGCGCAAGGCUAUCCGUGAAAACUACAAGGGUGAUGAGGGGCGCCGUCGGGUUCGUAUGGCAGCCAUCAAUCUCAGGGACCGUGAUGGAUUGCACCCAAGGUUGUCCGAUAUUCAAUGCCCAGUUUUGUGGCUGCAUGGAACUAAAGAUGUCGUUUACUCACUUGCCAAUGCCCAGAGGGAGAUUCAGCUGUUCAUCAACUCCCCCGAUGCAAAGCUUGUGCCAAUUGAGGGUGGUGCUCACUUCCUGAGCGCAUCACAUCCAAAGGAGGUCGAUGGAGCAAUCUUAGAGUUUGUGGCGAAGUAUAACCCGUAAACACUGGUUAAUUUGUCAAGAUGAUAGAAUGAUGAUUUAACAGUCUGGCCCUUGCUAUCAAUGUAUUUAGUUGACGUUGACACAAAGAAAAAGUACAUUUGUUGUUUAAAUCAAUAAAAUAAAGCAAGUAAUGCCAUGACCUCAAAAUCAUGCUUCUCAUGGUG
Messenger RNA from Aspergillus glaucus CBS 516.65, 1299 nucleotides. Its product is annotated as alpha/beta fold hydrolase. NCBI's taxonomy places the organism in Eukaryota, Fungi, Ascomycota, Eurotiomycetes, Eurotiales, Aspergillaceae. The coding region runs from base 239 to 1135 and encodes 298 amino acids. The transcript has 3 exons. The record is from RefSeq and is a predicted model, not a curated record. Gene Ontology annotation, molecular function: catalytic activity.